Messenger RNA from Wasmannia auropunctata (little fire ant), 1900 nucleotides. It is a transcript of the gene mldr, whose product is annotated as mitochondrial ribonuclease P protein 3. Gene Ontology annotation, cellular component: mitochondrial ribonuclease P complex; mitochondrion. The record is from RefSeq and is a predicted model, not a curated record. Gene Ontology annotation, biological process: mitochondrial tRNA 5'-end processing; tRNA 5'-leader removal. Gene Ontology annotation, molecular function: ribonuclease P activity; protein binding. The coding region runs from base 309 to 1883 and encodes 524 amino acids. The transcript has 5 exons. Lineage: Eukaryota; Metazoa; Arthropoda; Insecta; Hymenoptera; Formicidae.
AUACAUACCUCGCCGCGGUGUUUUGGUGUAUUCUGGAGUGUUUUGAAGAGGUUAGAAAACGUGUGCAUUCGCUUUUAGGAAGGACCGAAGAGAGAAAAAAAAGGAAAAUAAAAGAAAAAAAUAGGAACAAUUCUUGAUACUGACUGGCAUACUCACGGAUGAAUUUUACAAUUUAUUCUAUAAUUAUAAUAUUGUAAAACUUUUUCUGGCACAGAAAGCAGACGCGCAGCUCUUAUGCCGCAAUCACCACGAGGAAGAAGAAAAAAAGAAAGCUUUUUCUACAGUUAAUAUUUUAUACGGUAGAAUAAAUGACGCUGUUUUAUAAGCUGUAUCAACCACUACGGUCCUGUUCGUACAAAUUUUACAGCAAUGCAUAUGUUUUAUCAAGGCAAAUCAAUACUACUGGAAAAGUUAUUUCUUUAGAAGACCUAAUCACGAAAAAUGCAGAUACAUAUGAGAAAAUAACAGGAAAUUUAUCAACUACAGAAUGGAAAAACAUACGAGAGAAAAUUCUUCAAAAAAAUGAAGAAGUCACGCCGACCACUGUAGAUUCCAUAAUCAUAGAUAUGUGUAUUAAAGAUGCCCAAAUGGAUAACGCUAUUGCAUAUUUCAAAUUCUUGAGGGAAAAUAAUUAUUCCUUGAAUAUGGCAGUGAUUGGAAAAUAUCUCAAACUCUAUGUUUUGAAAAAAAACUCAUUGACCAAUGCGGAUAAAACAGAAAUUGUAGAAACUUAUGACGCUUUGAGGCAGAAGCAUCCGUAUUUGGAUUCCUUUACAGCCCAAGACUGCAUAAUGAGCUUAUGUCUGACAGAUGAAUGGGAGAAAACGCAUGAAAUAAUAGAAAUGUUGAAGAUUACCUCCACUCCAGGCACUGCUAUAUAUUCUACAUUAGCUGAUGCAGCGUUUAGAAAUGAAAAACCUGACAUUGCAUGGAAAGCACUAUCAGAUAUAAUGUCGCGCAAGUUGAUUCCACAGAAUAAUGUGUAUAUAUCGCAUCUACAAUAUUGCCAGCUGAAAGAUGAACAAUUUUUCAACAAUAAAAUGGAAGAAAUGUUUCAUUUCUGGGUUAAACACAACAUAAUGCCAGAUAAUAAAAUUAUAAGUACAUAUGCUGAUACAGCUAGCAAAUAUGGCUGGUCCACAGAACUCGUAACGAUCCCUAAAAAAACGGGGAAUUGUAAACAUUGCGGAUAUUCCUUGUCCAAAAUAACAUUUAGUGAAAAGGAAUUUGAGGAACUUGCAACGUCCAUCAUGGACAAGGUGAUCAUAGGAUCGGAUAUCUACAAUAAGUCUAAUCCAAAAGAGUUGUUGAAGUUUAAGAAAUUUAUUGAAGAUACUAAACCUUACGACAUAGUGAUUGAUGGACUUAAUCUAACUUAUAUCAAUAUGAAACUUCCUGCACCCAAAUUAUUAACGCUAACCAAUGUGGUCGAUCAUUUCAAAAAAUGUGGAAAAAAGAUACUCGUAUUGACGCGGAAACAUCAAAGAAAGCUAUCUGCUUUUAGGCACAUAGAACGGAAUACAUUCGUCUUCGUAGUAGACAAUUUAUCUGCUGAUGAUCCGUACCUGCUUUAUGCAACCAUGGCGAGUGGGAUGAAUGCAAUGUUUAUCUCACUGGACUUGAUGCGACAGCAUAAGUAUUCUUUGCAAGAUGACAUCUUACGACAAAGAUUUACGAAAUGGCAAUAUUCGCAUCAGUACUUCGUCAAGAAAAGUAUAACCGGCAUUCGUAUCCAAGAGCCUUUUGCCUAUAUGCCGACUGUACAAAAGAAUAACAAUUGUUGGCACAUGCCAUAUGUUACAUCUGAUAACGAGAAUAUUAAUACACAAUCGUAUUUUGAAUUCCCAGAUAAAUGGUACUGUUUCAAACAUAAGAGAAAAUAAAAGAAAUAGAACUUUAA